AUGCGACACACUGCACCUUCAAAAAGAGCUCCUGAGGUGUCUCGCUCGGAGAAAAAUCCAGAUCCGCCACGAGCUGCUCCGCUUCAUUGUCAAACUCCACGUCAAAGUCACCGCGAUAGGCGCUGUAACUGCAGCGCAUGUGCAGGUGCAAGUCCAAGUGUAUGCGCAGGUAUAAGUGCAAAUGUAUGUGCAGGUGUAAGUACAGGAGCAGGUGUAAAUACAGGUAUAAGUGCAGGUGUAAAUACAGGUAUAAGUGCAAAUGUAUGUGCAGGUGUAAGUACAGGAGCAGGUGUAAAUACAGGUAUAAGUGCAGGUGUAAAUACAGGUGUAUGUGCAGGUGUAAAUACAGGUAUAAGUGCAGGUAUAAGUGCAAAUGUAUGUGCAGGUGUAAGUACAGAAGCAAGUGUACGUGCAAGUGCAGCACCAGCAAGAUGGAAGCAAGCAUGCAGGCUGGCAACUGCUGCUGCUGCUGCUGCUGCUGCUGCUGCUGCUGCUGCUGCUGCUGCGCUGCAUCCCGAGGAUGUGUGUCUUGAGGAUAGAGAGAAAAUGUCUUCAGUGAAGCACCGUGAAUCCAUGCAAUUUUUGCGUGGUUCAAGUAAUACACCAGCCAAGGGUGUUGCGUAUGUCAGCGAGAGUCUUAAAGCAUCUGAAGCAGCCGUAGCUGCGACUUCUAGCCUGACGUCUUCUCCGCUGCACUUAGCAGACAUCCUAGACGCGUGGAUGGGAGUUUUCGGAGGCUGGAUAUAUGAGAGCUGCUGCAGCUCAGCAUGCUGCAGCAGCUCGCAGCAGCACAAGCAGCGAAAGCACCGCCGUCUGCAACCUCGCAGCAGCUGCAGAGGACGAAGCAUUGCCGUUGACGUCACUUUGGCAGGAGCUGAGAAAAAACUCCUAACAGAAUGCGUGAAAGCUCUUGGCUGGAAGGCAGCAGACAGCUUUUUCUCCUCAGGAGAUCUCGUCUGGUUGGGAUGCGCCUUAUCGGAAACAGAUCACCUCGCGCUUUCUACUUCUUCUUCGCUGCGAGUUAUUAAUCGAUUUCCCUUUCUCUCGACGCUGGCGAACAAGCAAUGGUUGGCUAAUUUGCUUGGUGCGAUGCAGAAAUACUGUGCUUCUUCUUGCCAGAGUAGCAGCUCUGCUGCUGCCGCGAGAGAAGGAGAGCUGUUGCAGCAUGAACUAGAACCAAGUCUUUUUGCUUUUUAUCCAAAGACGCUCUUGCUUCCCGAGAGCAGCGACCAGCUGCUGCGCUCCUUCACACCGCCAGCAGCAACAGCAGGAGAAGUAGUAGCGGUGCCUAGCAAAGUUUGGAUUUUAAAGCCUUACACGGGAGCUCAAGGCAUAGGUGUGUUGCUGGCAUCUGCAGCGACGGAUAUUUCUCCGUCCAUUUUAAGGGGAGACUCCGCAGAUCUGUAUGUAGCGCAGCAGUAUAUUACCAACCCUUUCUUGCUGAACGGCAAGAAAUUCGAUUUUAGGAUCUACGUCUUGCUACUUGGAGUGUAUCCACACUUGCAGGUUUACGUCUCUCGUAGAGGUCUGGUGCGUUUUUGCGCUGAGUCUUACACCGCUGUCAAUCAAGGAUCUUCUUGGUCAGCUACUGCUCACCUCACGAACUAUGCCAUCAACAAGCUCCAUCCAGACUUCAAGCGGAGUUUGAAUCCACACGACGCAGAAGCGAACAAGCGACUGCUGGAGGACGUGUUGGAAGAGCUUGCAGCUCAUGGCGUUGACACGGAGAAUAUCUGGCAUCAAAUCAUUGAAAUCGUGUCUUGCACCAUGAGGACGUUGGAUCCACUUCUCUCGCUCAAGUAUCGUGCCUUGUGGGGUGGAAAUACCAGCAUCGCUGCCUCUCAGCAGCAGCAGCAAAGCGUAUGCUGCUUUCAGAUCUUAGGAUUUGAUCUGCUUCUUGACGCAACACACAAACUCUGGUUGUUAGAAAUCAACUCGAACCCUUCGCUGAGGACAGACUAUGAAGCGGAAGGCGCAGGAGGCUAUUUGAGCACGAAGGAAAGCGUCAUUGACAGGCGUGUCAAGGAGCCGUUGCUGCGAGAAGCUCUUGUCAUUGUAUAUCUCGCGCUGCUGUCUCCGGCAGCUUCUGCCAGCGCUCGUGCUGCAUCCACGGGAACCUCGCUGCAGCGCAGCAGGAGGGGGGGAAAACAGCUGAAGACGGCAGCUGCUGCAGAUGCGCGGAGACUCCGCCAUCGGCAGAAGCGGAAUCAGCAGCAGCGAAGUCAGCAGCGGCAAGUAUCCUUGCAAAGGGGAGACGCUGCAGUCGCGCCUUCCGUCGCCGCUGCUGCUUCUUCUGCUCAAGGUGUAGUGACACUGCCUUCACGACUUGUCAGUGAUGAGAACUUGCACUUUCCUUCUCUGCGUCAGGAAGAGGAGGCAGUCGAUGCUUCUACGCCAACGGCAGCAGCUCGAGGAGCAGCGAAUGCACCGACUUUUGUAUUCAAAAGCAGCCUCAAGAGAGCAGCAGCAAGCAGGAGGAUGCGCCAAGCUCGAGCAGAUUGCUAG
Molecule: messenger RNA, 2505 nt
Organism: Cyclospora cayetanensis
Lineage: Eukaryota; Apicomplexa; Conoidasida; Eucoccidiorida; Eimeriidae
Exons: 12
Coding region: 1-2505 (834 amino acids)
Biological process (GO): microtubule cytoskeleton organization; protein polyglutamylation
Cellular component (GO): cilium
Molecular function (GO): tubulin-glutamic acid ligase activity; tubulin binding
Source: RefSeq, a predicted model, not a curated record